AUGACUCCCGAAGAAAGGAAGAGGUUCCUCGACUAUGCGACCAGCAUAGAAAGAGUGAAAAACUAUGGCUGGUACUGGGGCCCGAUUAGCGGCGAAAUGGCAGAAAAACUGCUGGAGGCGGAACCUUGUGGCUCCUUCAUCGUCCGCGACAGCUCUGAUGAGCACUACAUAUUCAGUAUUACCUUCAAAGUGAACGGCAUCGUGCGACAUGUGCGCAUUGAACACGAUCAAGGCAACUUCAGCUUUGGCCCAAUGCAAAAGUACCGCAGCAACACCAUCGUCGACUUUAUCGAGAGCGCCGUGGAGCACUCGAGGAGCGGACAGUUUCUCUUCUUCCUCCACCAGCUCAGCAAUGAUAAUCCGCUGGAGGAGCCCGCGGUCCCGGUUCGCGUACAAUUGCUCAAUCCAAUUUCCCGCUAUCGCCAGGUGCAGUCGCUGCAGCACAACUGUCGGUUCACCAUACUGAAGCACGUCCGACGUGACCAGAUCAAGCAACUGCCACUUCCUGACUACCUGCUGUCGUACCUCGACACGCCCUACUACUACUCCGAGGAGUUGGCCAAUCUGCAGGAGUCGAUGAAGCGUGCAAAGGACCGCAAGGAGGAAGACAGACGGCGGAAGGCGUGUUUGCGCACCGAGCAAAUGGCACUGGUGACGAGGAUGCUCAUCAACCGAACCGAUGCCGAGCGAAGGCCUCAAAUAGGCCAACUGCCCACUGAGGGACUGCUCAGCGGGAUCAGCAGCAAAAGCAACACUAACAGCAGGAACCACCGGCAGUGA
Messenger RNA from Rhagoletis zephyria (snowberry fruit fly), 780 nucleotides. The record is from RefSeq and is a predicted model, not a curated record. Lineage: Eukaryota; Metazoa; Arthropoda; Insecta; Diptera; Tephritidae.